Dictyostelium discoideum AX4 is the source of this 999-nucleotide messenger RNA. RefSeq lists its product as hypothetical. The record is from RefSeq and is a predicted model, not a curated record. Bases 1 to 999 code for a protein of 332 amino acids. Lineage: Eukaryota; Evosea; Eumycetozoa; Dictyosteliales; Dictyosteliaceae. The transcript has 3 exons.
AUGAAAUUUUUUUCUUUUUUAUCAAUUGGCAGAGCCACCAAUGUACAGUCAGUAAUGAAUACAUUAACAAAUGAAAAUAAUAAAAGUUUUGAUUUGAAAUCUAUUGAUAGCUUCAGUUUAGUAGAUUUAUCAAAUCAAUUUAUUUCAAUCAAAGAGAGAAUUAAAUUCAGUAAAAAAGAGUUGGGUGAUUUGUUACUGUUUAAUAAAAAUGUUGAUGGUAUUAUUGUUGCAAAAAAUAUUAGUCUUGAAAAAUUUGAUAAUAUAAGAAAUAUGUUUGAUGAUAUUCCAAAGGUAAUGCUUAUUAAUGGUUUCGUUAUAAUCACUGAUUUGAGCGUUUCAAAGAUUCAUGCAUUCGGUUUAUCUUAUUUUCUUGUACAAGUCGGUGCAUAUAGCCUUACUAGUAAUUAUAGCCUUGUGGGUUUGAAUGAACUGUCAAUUGCUAUACCUGGCAAUGGUUUUGUUCAACCCGAUUCAUGUUUACUACCAAAGGGAAGAGCACAACCUAAUGUAGAUAUCCCUACAGUGGCUUUUGAGAUGUAUUACUCAAAAGGUGUUUCAUAUGCGGUAGCAAGAGCAAGAAUUUUAUUUAGAAUUUCAGGUAUUCAAUAUGUAUUAUGUAUUUGUAUCAGACCAAGAGAUCCAAAUAAUAAUAAUACAUUUAAAUGCACAGCACUUGUGUUUAAUGGUGUUAUAAGCAGAGAAAAUCCAGUUUCUAUAAUUUCUUUUGGAACCAAACCAAUUUCUCAAAUAAAUGAAAAUCAAUAUCAAACUAUUACAGUUGGUGUUCCAGCAGUCGGAUAUAAAAGAACCAAUCCAGUUCAAUGUAAUGCACCUAAUCUUCCCAUGUUUUUAAUUAGUAUUCCAAGUACAAUCAUUUUUAAUGGAGUUCCUAAUCCACCUGCAAACAUUCCACCAGCACUCAACUUGGAUUUAUUUAUUUUACAAAGUUCUUUUUUAGAAUAUGUUGAAGAUUUCACUGGAAAUUUACACCAUCAAUAA